Messenger RNA from Leptinotarsa decemlineata (Colorado potato beetle), 1811 nucleotides. RefSeq names its product synaptic vesicle glycoprotein 2B. Gene Ontology annotation, biological process: transmembrane transport. Gene Ontology annotation, cellular component: membrane. The record is from RefSeq and is a predicted model, not a curated record. Lineage: Eukaryota; Metazoa; Arthropoda; Insecta; Coleoptera; Chrysomelidae. Gene Ontology annotation, molecular function: transmembrane transporter activity.
AUCAUCAAAACAAGAUCAUUUGAUAUAUUAUGUUUACAAAAAACUGUGCUUAUCGUAAUUCAUGAAUCUUACUUAAUACUUUGCCAAAUAAUAUUUCGACUCGCGAAGGAUAUUAUGCACCGUUGUUGAGAGAACAAGAUAACAAAUGUUCGCUGGUGAUCACAGCAGGUGGUUGGUUUUUUCUUGAUUGAAGUACUCAAAAAUGGCCAGAGCCUACGAAAAAUCCUCCAAGACCUUUGAGGAAGCGGUUUCACUGGCUGGCUUUGGAAAAUUCAACCUGUACGUCCUGGUUGCUUCUGGAGGAUGCCUAAUGUGCGUGAUAGUGGAGACAAUGUGUGCAAUGUUCAUAACACCAGCUGCACAGUGCGAUCUACGUCUCAGUUUGAGCGACAAAGGACUGUUGUACGCGAUUAGCUUUCUAGGGGUAGUUUCGGGCUCGCAUCUCUGGGGGUAUUUGGGAGAUACUAAGGGGAGGAAAACAGUAACGCUGUGGUCGUUGAUAUGUAGUGCAGUUAUCAGUUUUAUAGGAAGCUUGGUCUCUCUACCAUGGUUGUUCAUCAUGCUGAGGUUUUUAAAUGGAUUUUUUGUUGGUGGGCCAUCAGCUAUAAUCUACGCCUACGCCGGGGAAUUCAACGACAACAGAUUCCGCCCGAAAGUAGUUUCCUGGAUAGCCACCUUCGUAGCUUUUGGUAACAUGUACCUACCAGGAAUGGCUUGGCUAAUUCUGCCUCUGGAGUGGUCAUACGAAAUACCUUUGAUAAACAUCAUGUUCAGGCCUUGGCGACUUCUCGUCGUCAUAUAUGCCUUGCCAAGCAUUCUCUUCGCCAUUCUUCUCUGUUCACUUCCCGAGAGUCCCAAAUAUUUGAUUUCGAAAGGUCAGCAUGACGAAGCUCUGGCUAUACUGAGAAAAAUGUAUUCCGUGAAUACUGGAAAGAGCCAGGAUGAGUUUCCGGUAUCUAUGAUAACGUGGGAAGAGGAUUCUGAUUUGCAUUUCGAGAAAGAAAGGGGUAUACUGAGGUCCAUGUGGGAACAGACUGUGCCUUUGUUCAAGAAAGGAUACUUACUGAAGACACUGAUGGUCAGCUAUUUGCACUUUGCCAUAUUUUUCACGAGUUCUGCAAUCAUUAUGUGGUAUCCUCAGAUUUUGAACAGCAUGGCCGAUUAUGGAAAAACAGCCCCACUAGAGGAGGUUACAAUGUGUGAAGCUGUUCGUUACGAUAUCGGAAUGGACAAUGAAACCACUGCCGCGAAAACAUAUACUUUGUCAAGAGCGUUAGCAUCAAAAGUUUGUCGAGAUGAUGUCAACGAAGAAGUAUUUCUUGUGUCCCUGCUGAUUGGAGCGAGUUAUGCUGUCAGUUAUGUCCUCAUCGGCACAUUCAUCAAUAUAAUAGGUGCCAGACGGCUCCUCAUGGGAUUUCUUUUGGUAACCACAACAUCCGGAGUUUUCGCUCAAUUAUUAAGUGGAUACACUUACAUCCAAGUUACCCUUGGUAUUUUUCUCUUGGUUGCUACUGGUAUAGGGGUGGUCAAUGCCGUCAUCGUUGAUCUCUAUCCGACUCAAAUUCGAGGAAUGGCUUUAGCUGUAUCUCUAAUGUUUGGAAGGCUUGGUGCAAUGGCAGGUUCUAAUACUGCUGGUUACAUAAUGGAUAGCGUUUGUGAUUAUCUCUUUUACAUUUAUGCUGUGAUACAUGCAUUGGCCAUCAUUAUUGUUCUGCUGCUGCCGUCCCAAGAAAGGAAACAAGUGGAAGUAGAAAGUUCCUAACCGUAAGAAUAACGUAGUAUUAUUUUUUAUAAAUAAAUGUUAAAAACAA